AUGUUCCAACGUGAUCCUCGAGCUGGCGCGUUUCUCGGUGGUGACCGCGUGUCAGGGCAAGAUAUACGGGAUCAGAAUGUGACCGCGGCCUUGGCCAUCGCAAACAUCGUCAAAAGCUCUUUGGGUCCACUCGGGCUCGAUAAAAUGCUCGUUGACAACAUCGGAGAAGUGACCAUCUCAAAUGAUGGUGCAACUAUCCUGUCUCUUCUGUCUGUGGAACACCCAGCUGGAAAGAUUUUCGUCGAUCUCGCGCAAAAGCAGGACAAGGAAGUCGGAGAUGGUACAACAUCUGUGGUCAUCAUUGCAUCUGAGCUCCUUCGACGCGCGAACGAGCUCGUAAAAGCGAAAAUACACCCGACCACGAUCAUCACAGGCUACAGACUUGCUUGCAAAGAGGCUGUCAAGUUCAUGCAGGAUCAACUUAGCAUAAAAAUUGAUUCUCUUGGUCGUGAUGCACUUGUGAAUGCUGCCAAGACCAGCAUGUCUAGCAAGAUCAUCGGAAAUGACGAUGAUCUGUUUGCCCCUAUGGCUGUGGACGCUAUGCUUGCUGUCAAGACCAUUAACUUGCGCGGUGACAUCAAAUAUCCGGUCAAGGCUGUCAACGUGCUCAAGGCUCACGGUAAAAGUGCUAGAGAAUCCCUGUAUGUUCAAGGCUAUGCACUGAACUGCACGGUUGCUAGUCAAGCGAUGAAAAAACGCGUAACAAAUGCAAAAAUUGCGUGUUUGGAUAUAAAUCUUCAAAAAGCCCGCAUGCAGCUGGGUGUGCAGAUACUGGUCGAAGAUCCAAAUCAACUGGAGGAGAUCAGGAAGCGUGAAGCAGAAAUUACGCUGGAACGAAUUCGAAAAAUUUUGGCAUCAGGAGCCAACGUUGUUCUGACCACAAAGGGCAUUGACGACUUAUGUCUAAAAGAGUUUGUCGAAGCUGGCGCGAUGGCAGUUAGAAGGUGCAGAAAGGAGGAUCUUCGACGCAUCGCAAAGGCAACAGGUGGCACGCUCAUCUCAAGUCUCGCGAACUUGGAAGGUGAGGAGACAUAUGAGGCCAGUUACCUUGGUUCAGCGGACGAAGUUGUCCAGGAGCGCAUCUCCGAUGACGAAUUGAUUCUCAUCAAGGGCACCAAGGUGGUCAACUCUGCGUCUAUUGUUCUGCGUGGGGCGAAUGAUUACAUGCUAGAUGAGAUGGAGAGAGCAUUGCAUGACACGCUUUCCAUCAUUAAGCGUACUUUAGAGAGCGGAGCUGUUGUUCCUGGAGGUGGUGCGGUUGAAUCUGCCCUCAGCAUUUACUUGGAAAACUUUGCGACAACUUUAGGAUCGCGAGAACAGUUGGCGAUCGCCGAAUUCGCUGCAGCUUUGCUUUCAAUCCCAAAGCAGCUUGCUGUCAACGCUGCGAAGGAUUCCACCGAUCUUGUCGCCAAACUGCGUGCUUACCAUCACGCCGCGCAGAACGCGCCUGCGGGUGAUCCGAAAAAAGUACUACUUCGGUAUGGCCUAGAUCUUAUGAACGGAGAUGUCCGUGACAAUGUUGCGGCUGGUGUGCUGGAGCCAACGAUGAGUAAAGUCCGGAGUUUGAAGUCAGCGUAUGAGGCUGCCAUUUCACUUUUGCGGAUCGAUGACGCUAUUCAGUGCGUACCGGAACCGAAGCCGGAAGCAGAUUCACAUGGCCAUUAAACAGAGACAGCCUUGCGUUGACAGUCUUACGUGUAAUUCAUACGCCCAUAAUGUUUACUUACAUCGAAUGUGUGCAAUUGUCUUUGAGAAUG
Suillus fuscotomentosus is the source of this 1757-nucleotide messenger RNA. RefSeq names its product chaperonin Cpn60/TCP-1 family. Gene Ontology annotation, molecular function: ATP-dependent protein folding chaperone; ATP hydrolysis activity; ATP binding. The coding region runs from base 1 to 1665 and encodes 554 amino acids. The transcript has 8 exons. The record is from RefSeq and is a predicted model, not a curated record. NCBI's taxonomy places the organism in Eukaryota, Fungi, Basidiomycota, Agaricomycetes, Boletales, Suillaceae. Gene Ontology annotation, biological process: protein folding. Gene Ontology annotation, cellular component: chaperonin-containing T-complex.